Mytilus trossulus (common blue mussel) is the source of this 2084-nucleotide messenger RNA. Its product is annotated as large subunit GTPase 1 homolog. The coding region runs from base 50 to 2041 and encodes 663 amino acids. Gene Ontology annotation, molecular function: GTPase activity; GTP binding. Gene Ontology annotation, biological process: ribosomal subunit export from nucleus. The record is from RefSeq and is a predicted model, not a curated record. Gene Ontology annotation, cellular component: cytosol. The transcript has 15 exons. Lineage: Eukaryota; Metazoa; Mollusca; Bivalvia; Mytilida; Mytilidae.
ACUUCCUGUUUAUAUUUCUGGUGAAAUUGUGCAACACGUGAAAGACAAAAUGGGAAAAAAGAAGAAAGAAGGUAACCUGGGAAAGAUGUUGAUCAGAGACAGAUUUAGUCACAAAAAGCACAGAUCUUCAGGGGACCAAUUUUUACAUACUACAGACCUAAAUGAUGGCUAUGAAUGGGGAAGACUUAACUUGCAGUCAGUCACAGAACAAAGCAAUUUAGAUGAUUUCCUGGCUACUGCAGAGCUAGCAGGAACUGAAUUCACAGCAGAGAAAUUAAAUGUAAAGUUUAUAGAUCCAAAUAAGAAUUCUGGACUACUAUCACAUACCGAGCAAGCUAACGUAGAAAGUCUUCAGGAACAACACAAGGAUCUUCUGAGAAUUCCACGAAGACCACCAUGGGAUAUUAAUACUUCCCCAGAAGAGUUGGACAGAAGGGAAAAAGCUUCUUUUCUGGACUGGAGGAAAUCUUUAUCUGUGUUGUCUGAGGUAGAAGGCAUUAUCUUAACACCAUAUGAAAGGAACUUGGAUUUUUGGAGACAGUUAUGGAGAGUUAUUGAGAGAAGCGAUAUCGUUGUACAGAUUGUGGAUGCUAGGAAUCCAUUAUUGUUUUAUUGUGAAGAUGUUGCAGCAUACGUACAGGAAGUGAACCCUGAAAAGGUCAACUUUUUACUGGUUAAUAAAGCUGAUCUUCUGACACAAGAACAGAGGCAGAUGUGGUGUGAUUACUUCAAUGAGAGAAAUAUCAAGUUAGCAUUUUGGUCAGCUUUAGCAGAAACAGAUAGACAGAAAGAAGAGAAAGAUGAAGAUUCAUCAGAUGAUAACAAUUCAGAUGCAGAUGAAAGUGAUGAAGGCGACGAAAACAUGUCAGAUGAAAAUGAAACUGAUGAAGGUGAAGAUAUGAAUGAAGUUGAUGAGGAUGUCAAAGAUACAAAUCAAGAAAAAGAUGUGUCACAUGAAAUGUCACAUGAUAUACAGGAACGUCUGCAAGGUGCAUCUGUAACAGACUCUGAACCCAAACUGUCUAGUGAUGGCAAAAGUGAGGACAUUAAAUUUGAAAGUCAGAAGUCAGAAACAGACUAUAGUGAUGAUGCUUUAGUAGACGAUUGUAGUCAUAGAAACCAACAUGAUGUUUUGAAUGGAGAAGAACUUUUGAAAAUGUUAAGAACCCUCCAUAGCAGUACUAAAGCAACUCCAGAUCAAACCACUGUUGGAAUGAUUGGUUAUCCAAAUGUUGGUAAGAGUUCUACAAUAAAUGCUAUACUAAAGAUGAAGAAAGUACCUGUAUCUGCCACGCCUGGUAGGACCAAACAUUUCCAGACACUGUUUGUAGAGAAGGAUCUGAUGUUGUGUGAUUGUCCUGGUUUGGUUUUCCCAUCAUUUGUAUCGACUAAAGCCGAGUUAGUUGUCAAUGGGAUCUUACCUAUUGAUCAGAUGAGAGACCAUAUACCUCCAGUUUCUCUUGUGUGUCACUAUAUUCCAAGAAAUAUAAUGGAAGAGAUGUAUGGUAUAAAUCUGCCCCUCCCAGGGGAAGCGGAUGACCCAGAUAGAGAUCCUACAGCUUAUGAACUACUAAAUACAUAUGGAACAAUGAGAGGCUUUAUGACAUCAAAUGGAUUACCUGACUGUCCAAGAACAUCAAGAUAUAUACUGAAAGAUUAUGUCAAUGGUAAAUUGUUGUAUUGUAAGAAUCCUCCAGGAACUGAUCCUGAAGUGUUUCAAUGUGCCUGUACAGUUAUCCCAGAGGACAAGAAGAAAACAGUAUCAGCUAUGAUAUUAGCUUCAGCUCCAAAGCAGUCAAGACUAGAUAGAGAAUUUUUCAAAAAGAGUCAGCAUAAAGCCCAUUCAAUGGGAGUGACAGGAGUUUCAAACUUUGCCCGAGUCCAGGGUGUUACACAGAUCAGUUCAGACUCAAAUAUUGCUACACCUAGUAGUAGUAGUAGCAGUGUACAAACUUUGAAUGAAAAACCAUGGAAAAAACACAACAACACCAAGAAAAGAGAAAAGUUACGCAGAGUUUACAAGGAUCAUGAUGAUGAUUAAAAUGAUUUCUGUGAUUACAUAAAUAAAUUUUAUGGAAAAUACA